CAGUCCACUCCGCCACCCACCCCCCGUGUUAUUGGCCACACGGCCGGCGGCGCGCGAGAUGGCGGCGACCGUCACCACCGAGCUCAACGGUGUCGCGCCGGCGUUCUUCCUGCUGCUCCUCGCCGCCGCCGUGGCCAGCGCAACGGCGGCGGACGUCGUCGAGCUGACCCUCCUCGCCGGAGCUCAGGAGAAGGGCGCGGUGUGCUUGGAUGGGAGCCCGCCGGGAUACCACCUGCAGAGAGGCUUCGGCUCCGGCGAGCACAGCUGGCUCGUCUAUCUUGAGGGAGGAGCAUGGUGCAACACCAUGGAAAGUUGCUCCAUGCGCAAAAGGGGCGUCUAUGGUUCAUCAAAAUUCAUGAAAGCAGCAGAGUUCAACGGGAUACUCAGCAAUGACCAGCAAGUGAAUUCUGAUUUUUACAACUGGAACAAAGUCGCCAUAAGGUAUUGCGAUGGAGCAUCCUUUUCUGGGGACGCGGAGGCUCAAGAUAAGGAUGGGAGCACACUCCACUUCAGAGGAUUGCGCAUCUGGGAAGCAGUCGUUGAUGAGCUCAUGGAAAAGGGACUUGCAACUGCUAAACAGGCCAUACUUUCAGGAUGUUCUGCUGGUGGCCUGGCUGCACUACUGCAUUGCAAUGAUUUUCAUGCACGAUUUUCUAAGGAGGUUUCAGCUAAAUGCCUUCCUGAUGCUGGAUUUUUCCUUGAUACUGAGGAUCUAUCCGGGGAGAGGCAUAUGUGGUCCGUAUUCAAUGGAACUGUUCAUCUUCAGAAUGUUAGUGAAGUUUUGCCAAAGGACUGUCUUGCAAAGAAGGAUCGGACAGAGUGUUUCUUUCCUGCUGAGCUUGUUAAGAGCAUCACCGCUCCAACUUUUAUUCUGAACUCUGCUUAUGAUUCUUGGCAGGUAAGAAAUGUUGUUGCCCCAGAUGGAUCUUUUCCUGGACAGUCGUGGUCCAGUUGCAAAACUGACAUCCGAAAUUGCAGUUCAGCACAAAUCCAAGUACUCAAUGGGUUCAGGAAUAAAUUUGUCGAUGAUAUAGAGGUUGUCAAUGUCAACAAGGACUGGGGACUGUUCAUCGAUUCAUGCUUCAUCCACUGUCAAACACCAUAUAACAUCUCAUGGAGCUCACAGGCGUCCCCAGUGCUUGGUGGCAAGACUGUCGCAAAGGCUGUUGGGGAUUGGUAUUUCGAGAGAAGCUCUGAAGUGAAAGAGAUCGACUGCGAGUAUCCAUGUAACCCCACGUGUAGCAGCCAGCUGCCUACAUGAUUUUGCAUUGAGCUGGACCGAGACUGCUACCGGCGUUCACUGAAUAUUUAUGCAGGCUUAUCUGAUGAAGCAGCACCUGCAAAUCACAGUUCACCAUGUGUUCUGUGAACGAUUAGCUGUACUUAAUUUGCUGAUAGCCAGACGCUUGUAAUAAGUCGAACCAUGGCCAUCUUCAAUAAAAGGAAACGUGUUAUCAUGAUUA
Messenger RNA from Oryza brachyantha (malo sina), 1463 nucleotides. Its product is annotated as pectin acetylesterase 5-like. The record is from RefSeq and is a predicted model, not a curated record. Gene Ontology annotation, molecular function: hydrolase activity. The coding region runs from base 59 to 1261 and encodes 400 amino acids. The transcript is spliced from 12 exons. NCBI's taxonomy places the organism in Eukaryota, Viridiplantae, Streptophyta, Magnoliopsida, Poales, Poaceae.